Electrophorus electricus (electric eel) is the source of this 4600-nucleotide messenger RNA. It is a transcript of the gene ptprna, whose product is annotated as protein tyrosine phosphatase receptor type Na. Gene Ontology annotation, molecular function: protein tyrosine phosphatase activity. The record is from RefSeq and is a predicted model, not a curated record. Gene Ontology annotation, biological process: regulation of secretion; insulin secretion involved in cellular response to glucose stimulus; protein dephosphorylation. NCBI's taxonomy places the organism in Eukaryota, Metazoa, Chordata, Actinopteri, Gymnotiformes, Gymnotidae. Gene Ontology annotation, cellular component: synapse; secretory granule.
AUCCUUUCUCCUCCUCCUCCUCCUCCACGUCAACGUCCUGACGGAACUGAGUCUCUCUCUGACGUAAUUGCGGGUUCCCUCCACGCAGGGCAAAGGCACGAGCCGCCGCGUAACUCCUGAUCCCGAUCCGCACCGGACAUUCCGGGCGAAAGUCUCCCGUGUGCUUUUUGACUGCCUUAAGACCAAAAGCUCGCUCGAUUUCCUUUUUCAACCGACGUGUUCGUCACCUGUGCUUAACCGUUUUGGCAGUCGUCGGCAGAAGCGCAUUUCAAAAUGUGGAUUUAAAAUCGAUACCGUGAGAGGACGCUGACCAAGUAGCGCUUGCCGAAUUUAGUCUUGUGGGUCGUUAAUAUGAUGCAUCCACGACUAUGGAAAGCCCUGUUUGGAAUGACCGUGCUCUACCAGCUGGUAAUGGCAGGCAAAUACGGAUGUCUGUUUGACAAGAGGCUGUGCUCUAGAGAGCAGUUCUGCUCUGAUGACAGGUUGUUUGGCCAGUGUUGGAGUUCUAAGCAUGAGCAGGUUCAGUACCAAGUGUCUGUGUCUGUUCUCCGGAGACUGCAGGAAGUUCUCAAACAGCUGAUGAUGCAAGGAUUCUCCUGGCAGGAUGAUAUUACCCAGCACAUCAUAGCGAAAGAGCUGAGCCGAAUUCCUCACAUACGGGCCCAAAGCUCUCAGCCAGCACAAUUUAAGCAAGCUACUCCUAAGAAGGCUUUUUCAAGCGCCAUGUCUGAACCCAGUGUGGCUCAGAACUAUCUGGAUUACAUGAUCUUAGAUCCUCGCCAGUCCUCUUCGCUACGCAUGCAAGCCUUGCCGUUAGACCGAUAUGCAUAUCUUCAGGACGACAUGGCGCAUUCACUCCACCCGCACACUGGUGUGGGCUACCCGCGUCCCUCCUCCCGCACCGGCUCGCGGCAGCGAGACAGAGACCGCCAGCUCCUGGAGGAUGCCAUCUCCCUCUACCUCUCCUCUGCACCGCCCUCUUUCCACCAUCGGGGGGCAGCAGGCUUGCCCACUGCUCCUUAUUACGAGGACUUGGACUUCCCGCUAGAUUAUGGAGAGGACUACACCCUGCAGGAGCGACCCAGCUCACGCCAGCGGACCAACAAAAAGGUUCCACAGGACUACACCUCCCUGUCCGGACUGGACGAUGACACAGUAGUGCAGCUGGCAACGUUGCUGGAGAGGUUUGGGGCGGAUCCACAAGACCUGAGCCCUCAGCAGUUCAACAGAUUUGCCAUCCUUUUGCAGCUUUUACAGGCAGAAGACACUGAGAGGACAGAUCCGGGAACAGUCACGGUCAAAGAGCUGACUGUAGAGGGUAGUGACACGGUGUCACAGAAAGGUGCCGAACCUCUGUCUCCUGCUGCUGCCUUGCCCUCUACCAUCGAGCCCACGCUGACCCCUACGCCAACCCUUUCCACCGCAGUCCCGGUGACCGUGGCUCGAGGGGCCGGUCCCACUCCACAGGUGCCCGUUGUGCCGGUGGAGGAUGUGGAGCUGAAGGAAAAGACCUCUUCGGACCUGAAAACAGGAGCCAAAGACAGGAGCAGUGUCAGAGAGGAGUACGGUUACAUAGUCACGAACCAGAGUUCUCUGAGUCUGUAUGACGGAGUGAAGCUGUUAGAGACACUGGCAGACAGGAUCCGCCUGACAACAAGCAGUUUCAUCAACUUCAGUGUGGUGGGGCCCGCACUGACAUUCAGGAUCAGGCAGAACUCUCUGAACCUCAACGCUGAGGACGUGGCGAGUCAGGCUGUGGCUGAAAAGAAUUUCUUGGAGGGAGAAACAGGACUAAAGAUCAUUCAGACAGGAGUCGGAGAGAGGAGUGAGGGUCGUGGGAUUCCCCAGGCCACGCGGAUCGGCGAUGGCUCACGCGGACUGGUCCUCACUAUGGUCGCCAUGGCGUGCGUCAGUGUGGUGGUUCUGGUCGCCUUGGCGAUCACCUGUUUGCGCCACCACGCCCGGCAGCUAGCCUCAGGCAAGCUGGGACUGGGCCCUGAGGCGGGCACUGAGACCCACUUUGACUACCAGGAGCUGUGCCGGCAGCACAUGGCAGCAAAGUCAUCGUUCAGCCGGGCGGAGCCGGGCGGGCGCAGAGGUACGGACACAUCCCGGGUGAGCAGCGUGUCGUCGCAGUUCAGCGACGGGCCACAGCACAGCCCGAGCUCUCACAGUAGCACGCCGUCCUGGAGCGAGGAACCCGCCCAGUCCAACAUGGACAUCUCCACCGGACACAUGAUCCUGGCGUACAUGGAGGACCACCUGAAGAACAAAGACCGUCUGCUCAAGGAGUGGGAGGCUCUGUGCUCUUACCAGGCUGAGCCCAGCUCUGUCUCCACCGCCCAGAGUGAGCGCAACCUGGAGAAGAACCGCCACCCUGACUUCGUGCCCUAUGACCACUCCCGGCUGAAGCUGAAGCCAGAGACCAACCCUGCUAGAGAGGACUACAUCAACGCCAGCAUUAUAAUAGACCAUGACCCUCGCUUGCCGGCCUAUAUUGCAACCCAAGGCCCCCUGUCACACACCACUGCCGAUUUCUGGCAGAUGGUGUGGGAGAACGGAUGCACAGUGAUAGUGAUGAUGACUGCUCUCGUAGAGGACGGAGAACAGCAGUGUGAACGAUACUGGCCUGAUGAAGGAUCGUCUUUAUACAACAUUUAUGAGGUGAACCUCGUGUCAGAGCACAUUUGGUGUAAGGACUUCCUGGUGCGUAGCUUCUACCUAAAGAACGUGCAGACACAGGAGACGCGCACGCUGACUCAGUUCCACUUGCUCGGCUGGCCCGCACAGGGCAUUCCCACCUCCACACGCCCUCUGCUGGACUUUCGCAGGAAAGUGAAUAAGUGCUACCGCGGCCGAUCCUGCCCAAUCAUUGUGCACUGCAGCGAUGGAACUGGACGAACUGGUACUUAUAUUCUAAUAGACAUGGUCCUGAACCGCAUGGCCAAAGGUGUGAAAGAGAUCGAUAUUGCUGCAACGCUGGAACACAUUCGUGACCAGAGACCAAAUAUGGUGCGCACUAAGGACCAGUUUGAGUUUGCCCUCACCGCAGUGGCUGAAGAAGUGAAUGCCAUUCUGAAAGCCCUCCCACAGUGAGCCACCCUGCACCACGCUGGGUUGCCAAUCUUCAUACUGCCUCCCUUCACUCACACACACACACGCGCUCACAAGCUAUUAUCUGAACAAUACCAUGUUUGUGACAUUUUCUAAUGCAUUUCUGACCAUGGCCUUAUUUACUACAAGUACAGGGAAGGCUGCACAAAAUCAUUUCAACAGUGACCGCUGUGUGCUGGGUCCAAACGGCACAGCUUUUGUAAUGAGGUAAUCAGAGGUUCAGGUGCAGACACAAACAGAUCAGGUUUCAAUGUGGCAAAUUUGAGCAUAGCUGGUUUUCCUGCUGGGGGGUAUUGCCAAUGGUCUGAACACAAGAAGAUUACUUUUGGAGGAAUGUAGUGUCUGAUUAGUGCAUCAAACAUGAAAGUGAUAUACCCAUCGCUCAACAUGCGUGCUUUUCUUCAUGUUCUUUAUGACUUGUGGAAGCCUUUUGUUGUGUGAUUUUAUUGUAAAGAGUUAUUUGACAAGUCCACUUGUUUAUUCCUGUAGCAAAUCUGUAGAAAAUUCUACAAAAAAAAAAAAGAAAUAUAUAACUAUAAUUUUUCAGUUAUUUGAAAUUAAAUGUGGUGUGGUGUAGCAACAUGGAGGUUGUGGGAUCUUCGUGUUCUCUGUGUGUCAUCCUGAGCUUUUGAAAGCCUUAAUUACAUAGCAGCAGCUGUCCAAACUGGCUGCUUCAGGUCGAGGAGCACUGGCUCUGGAUUGUGAGAGAGCAUGGUACACAUGCACAUUAUAUGGUUUGGUAAGAACAUUUUCUGCUAGAGUUGCUGCUGUUUUUGUCUAAAAGUCGAAUCACAGGACUGAAAUUAAGUGAACCACUUGAGGAGACUCUGGACCGGACCUGUCCCGAGGCCUCCAGUGUCGGCCAGAGCCGGAAACGGAGCAGGAGGCUGUUGGCAUGGCGACAGGUGCAUCUCAGAUCAGUGCAGUCCAGUUGGGUCUCCAAAAGAGCUUGGUGGGAUGCAGCUUUGGAAACACGGCGUGUGUGCGCACCGGGGCCCGCCUGCAUGUCAGUCGGGAUGUGUGUCCGUUUAAAUAAAAACAUGAAAACCCUUUGAACAAAUAUUCAACCUUUAUCAUAAUUUUUCUGAUCUUGAAUGACUAAAUAUAUCAUUUUAAAUAUAGCAUUUUGUGCCAUAUCAUUACAUCAGUAACACUCAACACGAUUCAAAAUGCCAUCCGGUACCUCUCUCCAUAAGACACACGGUAGCAUUUUACAAAUUAGCUUCGACGAGCCUUAGAUGUUCUGAACAUAAAAUCAUAAAAUGCAUUUCCAGUGCUGCCUUUAGACCUUUGGACACACAUGCAUAAACAAACGCACGCACGCACGCACGCACAUGUGCGUGCACACACAAACACACUCACGCAUACAUGCUGACCUUCACACAUAUAUUGACCUGUGUCGCCAUGUUGUGUGUGGGCGAGGUUGUUGGGUUUUUUUUUUUUGUUGGUUUUUUUUCCAAAUAAAACUUUGAAAAGAGUCUGAGCA